GCUUAUGCUGCAGCGAUCCAACGCGCGGCGGAAGAACUCAGGAGAUCGAAGCCAACGCAAGCUCUGCGCGCACUUGACUUAGGAAGUGGCUCGGGCUUGCUGGGCUUGCUCUGCUGGCAGACAGGAUACUUUGAGAAGGUGGUCUUCCUGGAAGCGUGCCCCCCACUUGCCGAAGCAGCGCGCGAGAACAUCAGGAGAAACGGCGCGGAGCGAUGCUGUACUGUCUGGGAGGGCCACUCACCGGACAUUCUCCACGACGAUUCGAUUACCAAGGACAUCAGCUUUGACCUAUGUGUUUCCGAGCUGCUGGACGCAGUGCUGAUCGGUGAGGGCGUGUUGCCCUCUCUUCGAGAUGCGGCGGCCGCACGAAGCUUCUCACCAG
Molecule: messenger RNA, 382 nt
Organism: Symbiodinium pilosum
Lineage: Eukaryota; Dinophyceae; Suessiales; Symbiodiniaceae
Source: the annotation of a GenBank genome assembly